AAAAAAAAAAACACGUUACAUGCAAGAAUGUAAUCCUAGUGUGUGAAGUUCUUCCUGUUUGAGGGCAAAAAGCAUAUCAGUACAUGGACCUGGAUAUUAUGGAUAUCAAGUUCUACAAACAUGGUUAAAUAAAUGCCUAUUUUCGUUGCAUUACGAUUCCCAACUGUGAGUGAUAAGCAGAUCUUAAAUCCUUCUGAAGGUUGUAGACCACUACGAAAAUCCAAGAAAUGUGGGCUCUUUGAAUAAAAAUGCCAAAAACGCGGGGACAGGUUUAGUGGGUGCUCCGGCCUGUGGUGAUGUCAUGAAACUGCAGAUUGAAGUGGAUGAAAAUGGGAAGAUCGUGGAUGCCAAAUUUAAAACAUUUGGCUGCGGAUCAGCCAUUGCUUCAAGCUCUCUGGCAACUGAGUGGGUGAAAGGGAAGUCGGUCGAUGAAGCUUUGAGGAUCAAGAACACAGACAUUGCAAAAGAACUCUCCCUUCCACCAGUCAAGCUUCAUUGUUCCAUGCUUGCAGAAGAUGCCAUAAGAGCAGCCCUGUCUGACUACAGAAUAAAACAGAACAAGGAGGAGCAGAGUACACGCGUACUCAUCAAAAGUUUAAAAGCAUGUCUUUGAGGUGCUGUGUUACCCGUCGUGGAUUCUUAAAACAUUCGAGUGCUCCUUCUGUUGUCUGCAAUACAAGAAGUGGUCCAAAUAACACAGCACGUCUUCAUGUUUUAGAGAGUCGUACAAGUUGCCAGCUGUGCUCCAAGCAAGCUGGUUGACACCCUACCAUCUGGUGAUCUCUUAGAGGGCAGUUCAAUUUUCCUCAAAUUAUUUAGCACCUGAUUGACCCCCCAAAAAAAGAAGGAAAAGUGGGAAUGUGACUCACGAUUCACCUCUCACAUUCCACUUCAUUUAUUGCUUUUUGAUUUGUUGUCUUAUUGACCCAAGAAUUAAAGAUGCUUUCUACGACACUCCAAUGGUGUAGUGGUCCCCAGAAAAGUGGGUAUACCCUCAAUUUUCACUUUUUUUUUCAAUAGUCCGGAAAAACACCCUGUUUUACAAACAGUAACAUAUACGAAAAAUCUGUCAUUUGUAUUUGCUCUUCAAAAUUAGCCCGACCUGAUUCAGACCAGUUUGUAGUUAUUCCCGGUAACACAAACCGCCUGAAUGAAUGUAAAAUGUAAUUAUCAUGAACCAACCAUGAAUCUUUGAAGUGAACGAUGAGUCGUUUUGAGCCGAAAAAAACGACCAUGAAUAGUAAGGCGUUAAAAAGCCUUACUAUACUUUUUUUUUUUUUUAACAAAAAACAACGACCAUGUAUAGUAAGGCGUUUUUAGCCGAAAAAAGCCGGUCAAGCGACGCCAAGGACCGGCUCGAGGAACACAUCUCUGACACAAGAUAAUACCUAUCAACUGACUACUAACACAAUUGUAAAAAAAAAAAAAAAGUGACUGUGGAUUUAAAGACAAUCAUUUCAACAGUUAAACGAUAAACGGUCCAACAAUCUCUUAUGUCAGGCAGCUUUUGGUUUGACUGAAAAUGUCACAAUUUAAGAGUCAUAAUAAAUUGACUGGCCGGGGCUGACUUUA
Hippocampus zosterae (dwarf seahorse) is the source of this 1572-nucleotide messenger RNA. Its product is annotated as iron-sulfur cluster assembly enzyme ISCU, mitochondrial-like. NCBI's taxonomy places the organism in Eukaryota, Metazoa, Chordata, Actinopteri, Syngnathiformes, Syngnathidae. Gene Ontology annotation, molecular function: 2 iron, 2 sulfur cluster binding; ferrous iron binding. Gene Ontology annotation, cellular component: mitochondrial matrix; cytoplasm. The transcript has 4 exons. The record is from RefSeq and is a predicted model, not a curated record. Bases 302 to 613 code for a protein of 103 amino acids. Gene Ontology annotation, biological process: iron-sulfur cluster assembly; intracellular iron ion homeostasis.